AACUAUGGGGAUAUUAUAGUGGCAAAUGUUGCAUCGCUGUACAGCUCUGGGAAGAAAGCAUUGGCCAAUUCAAUUUGCAAACAUCAAUAUCUAGCAAGACCGAAAAAAUGGAAAAGCAACACAAUGAUAAUAUUAAUAGAGACGAGUUGAUCUUGCAGCAACAAAGGGACAUUGAGCGAGAGAUAAGUGAUUCCAUACCACUAGUCAGUGAAAAGCUACCCGUAGACUGCUUAAACGCUGAGUAUGUUGGUGAUGCAAUAUUCACAUCCAAAAUAGAAGACUUGUCUGUUAAAUACGCUUACAUGAGGCGCACUCGGCCUGAUGGUAACUGUUUUUUCAGGGCAUUUGCAUACGCAUACCUCGAGCACUUGAUCUCAAACAAAGAAGACUAUGAACAGUUUCGCCAAUUAGGGGAAACUUCUAAAGACAAAUUGGUACAAUUAGGAUUUCCCAGUUUCACUUUAGAGGACUUUCAUGAAACUUUCAUGGAGGUUGUUAAACGCGUCGAUCCUUCAUCAUCCACCCCCGAAGCUUUGAGUGAGCAACUACAUACAGUAUUUAAUGAUCAAGGAUAUUCAGAUUAUGUUGUUGUUUAUUUGAGACUACUUACAUCAGGGAAACUUCAGGAAGAAGCAGACUUUUAUCAAAACUUUAUAGAAGGCAACUUUACUAUAGAAGAAUUCCGCCAUCAAGAAGUAGAACCGAUGUACAAGGAAUCAGAUCAUAUUCAUAUAAUUGCACUGUGCUCAGCGAUAGGAGUUGGAGUUCGUGUUGAAUACAUGGAUAGAGGAGAAGGAGGGACUGUAAAAGCUCAUGAUUUUCCCGAGGGUCAAACUCCUAAAGUAUUUCUAAUCUAUCGGCCUGGUCACUAUGACAUAUUAUAUCCUAAAUAAAACACAUUUUUUCAUUAUCAUUAA
Stomoxys calcitrans (stable fly) is the source of this 917-nucleotide messenger RNA. RefSeq names its product ubiquitin thioesterase otubain-like. NCBI's taxonomy places the organism in Eukaryota, Metazoa, Arthropoda, Insecta, Diptera, Muscidae. Gene Ontology annotation, molecular function: cysteine-type deubiquitinase activity; ubiquitin binding. Gene Ontology annotation, cellular component: nucleus. Gene Ontology annotation, biological process: protein K48-linked deubiquitination. Bases 108 to 893 code for a protein of 261 amino acids. The record is from RefSeq and is a predicted model, not a curated record. The transcript is spliced from 3 exons.